CACGAAAUAGGAUGACACUCGUGGUUUGAGCAAAGAUCUCGAUCUCGUGUGUGCAGCCUGCCAGUCGCGACAUGGCGGGUUUUCGAGACGAGGAUAAGGCUCUAUUUCCUAUCCAGAGUAUCUCCUCGAUCGUACGGAUCUUCCAAAAUCAGUUGGAAAACAGCUCGGAACCAGAUUUAGCUUUGCUCUCGAUUCUUGUCGGCGCAGUAGAGAAUUCCCUAACCUGCAAUCGGACAUUUGCGUCGCAAGAGACCACUGUUUAUGAUGAGCCGAAAUUGCCGGCCGUUGAGUUUCACAUUGCCGAAGCCCUUUAUACCAAGUUCCAUGCAGUGAUUAAGGGCGCGGUUGAUCUUACGGUUUACGACACGAAAUACGCGACCCGAGAGCUCGUCAAGAAAGUUUCCGACGUAAUAUGGAACUCUCUUACUAGAAGUUAUUACAAAGAUCGCGCGCAUUUACAAAGUCUCUAUAGCUACCUCACAGCGAAUAAAUUGGAUUGUUUUGGCGUGGCUUUUGCCGUGGUUGCCGGCUGUCAGGUACUGGGAUUUAAAGAUGUUCAUCUCGCUAUGUCAGAAGAUCAUGCCUGGGUAGUUUAUGGAGAAGAUGGAACCGAAACUGCAGAAGUUACUUGGCAUGGAAAGGGAAACGAGGAUAAACGUGGCCAACCUGUGGAACCAGGAGUGGCCUCCCGAUCAUGGUUAUAUGUCAAUGGACAAGCCGUUGUGUGCUCUAGAGCAAUGGAGGUUGCUACUAUCGUGUCUGCUAUAAAUCCUAGUUUAAGCGCAACUGCAGAUGCAGCCGAAGUGGCAUUGCUUCAACAAGAAUUGUUAUGGUUGUUGUACGAUUUGGGUCAUCUCGCUAAAUAUCCUAUGGCUCUUGGUAAUUUGGGAGAUCUCGAAGAAGCAGCGCCAACUCCAGGCAGACCACCUGCCAUUGAUCUCUUUCAGGAAGCUAUACGAUCGGCGAGGAAAUAUUAUGGAAAUGCUCAUGUGUAUCCGUAUACUUAUCAGGGCGGUUAUUUGUACAGACACGGAUUGCACGCCAACGCGUUGGCAUCAUGGGCUGACGCGGCAGACGUUUUAAGAAAGUAUGAUUAUUCGAGAGACGACGGAGAGAUAUAUAAAGAAUUGUUGGAAAUAGCGAACGAGCUUAUACCUCAUACGGUACGAGCUGACGAACGUUUGUUGCGACAGCCGCGUUGUUUCGCUUAUUUGUUGAGGUUUUACGACGGUAUCUGUCAGUGGGAGGAAGGAGCGAAUACACCUGUUUUACACAUUGGAUGGGCACGACCGUUGGUAAACACUAUUUCAAAGUUCGAUGCCAGUAUUCGCGCUCAGGUAAUUAUCGAUUGUUACGACGUGGAGGCGAAACAGGAGGAGGAGAAAUCGCAGAAGAGGGAAACGAGUCCGGAAGAAACGUUGAAUAAUAAUAACAACAAUUAUUGUAAGACUAAAGAGAGGGGCAACGCGGCGCGCGAUCUGAUCAAAAGCUUAGAAUCUAAAGUACCGUCUAAUCCAGCACCGAUGCAUCCUAGUAUUCAAGCAUUGACAGCAGCAUGUAGCGAAAAGAUACUUAACAGAGAUUACCUACUGCAAGGUGGCGGAGAACCAUUUGUUGCACCGUCAGACGACGCUUUGCCUCCUGCACCCUCCACUUCUCAGGAGAACCUUGAUCCCGAGGUAGAGACCGACUCGGAGCAUGAGAGACCAAGGAUAACGUUGUACAGUCAGAAGAUGAAGGGUCUGAAGGACCUGCUACUGGCUGAAAAAUUAAAUACGCAUGCAAUUUCGUUGCAGCUAACCGCACAGAGUCAGGUACAAAUCGGUAAAAAGUCGCGUGGUACCGACGAAGUUGGAGUUAGUCAGCGUCCAAAAAGGACACGUCGCGAAUAGUAUAAGAUUUUUGACCGGCGUUUCGGUAUCGUAAAGUACUGAGGUAAGAGUAUAUAGUGCCACAGGAUUCGUUUUGGUCGGUAACGGUCCUUGGCGAGCGAGUGCGUGGAACGUACAAAAGUGUAUUCCAUGUGUUAUUGGAAUCUCAAUUUUCGCUCACGGUUUCUUUCUGUUCGAGUGAAUUUAU
This is a messenger RNA of Eufriesea mexicana, 2079 nucleotides long. It is a transcript of the gene Mnn1, whose product is annotated as menin 1. The transcript has 4 exons. Bases 72 to 1892 code for a protein of 606 amino acids. Gene Ontology annotation, cellular component: histone methyltransferase complex; nucleus; chromatin. The record is from RefSeq and is a predicted model, not a curated record. Gene Ontology annotation, molecular function: transcription cis-regulatory region binding; chromatin binding; Y-form DNA binding. Gene Ontology annotation, biological process: negative regulation of cell population proliferation; regulation of transcription by RNA polymerase II; negative regulation of cell cycle. NCBI's taxonomy places the organism in Eukaryota, Metazoa, Arthropoda, Insecta, Hymenoptera, Apidae.